Messenger RNA from Sinocyclocheilus rhinocerous, 2564 nucleotides. Its product is annotated as E3 ubiquitin-protein ligase parkin-like. The transcript is spliced from 21 exons. Gene Ontology annotation, cellular component: cytosol; mitochondrion. Gene Ontology annotation, molecular function: zinc ion binding; polyubiquitin modification-dependent protein binding; ubiquitin-protein transferase activity. NCBI's taxonomy places the organism in Eukaryota, Metazoa, Chordata, Actinopteri, Cypriniformes, Cyprinidae. Gene Ontology annotation, biological process: ubiquitin-dependent protein catabolic process; protein ubiquitination. The record is from RefSeq and is a predicted model, not a curated record. The coding region runs from base 105 to 1571 and encodes 488 amino acids.
UUUCCCAUGAUCCCGUGCGGUUUUGGCUCUGUUCGCGCACACGACAUGUCAACAAACACCAAAGUCACACUGGAGGGAAUCCGGGCCGCAGCAGAUAUCACAGUAUGAUCGUAUAUGUGCGGUUUAACUCCAGACAUGGAUUCCCGGUGGAACUGGAACAAGGUGCGAGUGUAGCUGAGCUGAAAGAGACGGUGGGACGUUUACAGGGAGUACAGCCUGAUCGACUGCGGGUCAUCUUUGCUGGACGAGAGCUCUGCAAUGAAUCCACACUUCAGGGCUGCGAUCUCCCCGAGCAGAGCACGGUUCAUGUGGUUCUGCCCCCGUCCACCUCGAGCCAGCACUCUGAGCUGGUCCAGCAGCACAGGCCAGGCAGGGGGAUGGAGAGCUUGACCCGACUCGACCUCAGUGGCUCCCGUCUGACCAGCGUGUCUGAAGGCCUGGCUGUCAUUCUGGAGACAGAUGCGUCCAGACAAGGGAACUCCAUUGGACACACAGAAGCUAAAGCCCACAGCAGUUUCUAUGUGUUCUGUAAGACGGUCUGCAAGGCCAUUCAGCCUGGAAAACUACGUGUUCACUGCAGAGACUGCAAACAAGGCACUCUUACUCUCAGCAGGGGGCCAUGCUGCUGGGAUGAUGUCCUUCUCCCUAACAGGAUUCAUGGAGUAUGCCAGUCACAAGACUGUGAUGGCACAGUUGCGGAGUUCUACCUGAAAUGUGCUGCCCACCCUACCUGUGAUAAUGACACUUCAGCAGCACUGGACUUGAUAAUGCCCAACACACGCAGAGUGCCCUGCAUCGCCUGCACUGACAUCAUUACUCCAGUGCUGGUGUUUCAGUGUGCCGAGCGUCACGUGAUCUGCCUGGAGUGCUUCCACCUGUACUGUGUGACCAGACUCAAUGAGCGACAGUUUAUCCAGGAGCCACUGGUAGGCUACUCUCUGCCCUGUGCAGCCGGCUGUCCUGAUUCGCUCAUUAAAGAGGUUCAUCAUUUCCGAGUCCUGGGAGAUGAGCAGUAUGAGCGCUACCAGCGAUACGCAGCGGAGGAGUGUGUUCUUCAGAUGGGAGGAGUUCUGUGUCCCGCUCCAGGAUGUGGUGCCGGGCUGCUUCCUGUGGAUGAUGGCAGGAGAGUCUGCUGUGAGUUGGGGAAUGGACUCGGCUGUGGGUUUGUGUUUUGCAGGGACUGUAAGGCAGAGUAUCACGAGGGCCCCUGCAGACAGAGGACACACACAGCAACAGGAAGUGCCCUGCAGGGUUAUAUUGUAGAUGAAGAGGCAGCUCUUCGUGCUCGCUGGGAACAGGCCUCACAGGAGACUAUAGCCGAAACCACUCACCCCUGCCCCAAAUGCCAAGUUCCUGUGGAAAAAAAUGAGGAAUAUGUAGGCAGCAAAUAUAAGGGUCUGGCAACGGAUGAAGACACUGUAGAUGGACAGAAGAAGAUCCAGCUGAAUAAAAGGCUUCUGGAUCACUUUCGAGUCCUGGCGGCCAGCAUUAAAGACACAGAUGAGGUGGACCUGCAGUUUCUGAAUGAUGUCCUCACGAAUGGAGCUGACCCAAACUCAGCAGAUAAAUAAACGGCCCUGCAUGAGGUUAAUGUCUGACUGCUUAUAUAUCUCGGGCAUGGAACGUGGACGUGAUGCGUUUUUUCCUGGAAAGGGGGGCAGAUUUUCAGAGGGCCGAUGGUUUUGGAGUGACGCCUCUUCAUGUAGCCGCAGCUCUGGAUUAUGAGGAGAUGCUGCAGUUCCUGUUAAAAAGGGGAGAUCGGAGUGAGACAGCGCGUUUGCUGCUGGGGUUUGGAGCAGAUGCUGGGGUGCAGGACUCUGAUGGACAGCUCUGCAUUACUGCCAUGAUUGCUAAAAUGACCCCUGUGGCUGAUCUGGCAGUGAAUCAGUUCCGUAUGAAAGACCUAAUGACCUGACAGCAGUUCUACUACCUUCAUCUCAUGGAGCCAAAGCCUGCUGACAGGACAAACUCAAAAGGUUCUGAUCCAUCAUCACGGACUGGUGGCGUGUGUUGAUGGUGGUUUUGGCUCUAGUUCUGACGGUGGCUGGGGUGUACAGGGAAGUGAUGGAGAUUGUGCGAUCUAGGAGGAAACUGAAGCACUGGCAACGCUGGACUGUGCAGAAAAUCAAUGAGGACUUGAGCUGCUCUCACCCUAUGUGGCCCGAGGAAUAUCUUUGAUUGGCUGGUCUAUUCGCUGCUGCUGGCAGUUCUGGGCAUCCACUUGGCAGGUAUAUUCCUAGUGUCUGACUCACUUCGACAGAACAGUCUUCGCCUCUUCAGUGUCCAUUAGUUUCCUGUGGUUAAGGCUGAUGAAGCAUGUCCGAGCCUUUAGGGGUGAUGAAGCGUAUGACUUUUGGCACUGUGGACAUCUGAGUAAAAUGUCUGGAACCUCGGCUCUAUAGGAACACCUGGGCGAUGGGGCCCUUCAUCGUCAUGCUGGGGAAGAUUGCAGGAGACGUGCUGCGUUUCCUUUUUCUCUGUAUUAGAGAUCUUCGUUCCAUAUGCCUGUGCUUUCUGGAUCAUAUUUGGAGGUUUAGCUGAGGUGCCAAGUAUGGAGACGGUUC